UAAUGCAGUAACUUUAUAAAGGAAAUUCUCAGUCCACUUCUAUGAGACAAACAGUAAGAUCUUACUCUACCUGUUACAGAGGCUAAGGAACAGCGACCACCUCGACGCCGGAGCGACUAACGAUAACGCAAACGGGUUAGCUGGCAACGCGGAGCCGCGCGGAACAUCUCUACUUGCACCCAAUUAACGGACUAACCGGUAAGCGUCGGGCUUAAAUUCGAGCAUCGAAUCACGCCAAUGAAGUCUGCGAAUUAAGUGCUCGUGAUUCCAGGGUUUGAAAUAUGGAUGACGGAGAUGCUGCCAAGAGCGAGUCCGAGUGGCCGGACAGGGACGCCUGCGACGAUGAGGAAGCUCCGAUUACGACCACCACGAAGAACGCGUUGAUAACGACGCAGCUAGGUCCGUGCGACGUCUAUCCACAUCGCGUCAAGGUGUCGAUCGUUGGCGUAGGGAAGGUUGGGAUCGCCUGCGCCCUCGCUAUCCUCAUGAGAAGGAUGGCAAGCGAGGUAUGCCUGAUCGACCACGAUGCGAACAAGGCUUCCGCCGAAGCUGAGGAUAUCCAGCACGUCGGCGUCUUUUUAGGAUGUCCGCUGGUGACUGGCACGUCAGACUUCAGCAUGGUUAAGGAAUCUGCAGUGGUGAUAAUUUGCACUCGCGAAACGACGAACGGUGAAGAUCCGAACGUGAAGCACAACUUGAAGGUGUUCAAAAAGAUCAUACCAGCCAUAGCCAGAUUCGCUUGCAAAUCCGUUCUGUUGAUUGUGACUCAGCCACCAGACGUGAUGUCUUAUAUUGCUUGGAAAUUGUCCGGAUUUCCCUCGAACCGCGUUCUCGGAGUUGGUACCCUGAUCGACUGCGUCAGAUUCCAGGAUUACAUGAGCAAGAGACUGAACGUGGCACGAAGCUCUAUUAGUGUCAUGGCUGUUGGAGCGCAGGGAGAUAUGGCUGUUCCUAUAUGGUCAAGUAUCCACGUAGGGGGAAUGAAGCUCCGAGACAUAAAUCCCAGAAUCGGCGAACAAGACGAUCCAGAGAAGUGGGUCGAAAUCGCUGAUAGCGUAAAGAACGUUGGUAAAGAAUUGGAGGAGAAGAAGGGGUCGUGUUGUUGGGGUAUUGCAAUCUCCACAGCUGAAAUCGUUGAUGCUAUUGUUAGGAACACGAAAGUCGUGCUUCCGGCAUCCACGCAUAUCCUUAGUUGCUCUCACGGCACGGACAAGGACGUGUACAUGUCGGUGCCGUGCGUGAUCGGCCGCGAGGGCGUAUACUGCACCGUGCGACAGAAACUGAGCGAACAUGAGAAAGCCGCGGUGCAGACUUGCGCGGACAAGAUCCGAACCAUACUGAGAGAGUGCGGCAUCCUACAGGAGACCAACAACGACACUGAGCAGUGAGAAGCGUCAUGGGUGGAGGAGAGUGCUACCGGAAACAGCGCGAGACCGCGAGGAAGCAACGUUUUAGAAUCAGGCGUCUUCAUCAAUAACGAGCGGGCGCACCUGCCGACCGGUUCUCUAUACGUGUACCUGAUCAGUGUAAUAAAUGACAGUACAAGAAUCGACUUCCUAGAAAACUACCGCGUCCGUUUGUCGUAAACCAAUGUUAGUGUACUUUCUAUCAUGUUAUCAACUCUUUGCAAUGGUCGUGAAUGAAUCAUCUGUUGAUGGAUUAUGUAAACAGCAGCUUGAGAACAUCGUUUAAAGAAAUAUUGAGUACCAUUUAUAAUGCAAAAAUCGACGACCAGCGUAAUUCCAUUUAAUAAAUUAAUAUUUGUAAUAUUCAUCAUCGAUCAGAAAAGCUUGUAAUUUUACUUCCGAAACUAAUAUUUCAAAAUCAAUGCAAAAAUACCAUGGAUACCAAUUCGUUGUAAAAUUGGACAAAAUUAUACCCACCAGUAUUUCGUAUAUUCCGUUAGAUUGUAUCUAAGCAAUCGUAGGGAUAAAAGCAGGUUUCGAAACUAUUCAAUCAUAUGUAGUAAUAACAUGCUUAAAACGGAAGGGAUCUAACACGAAGGCUGAUGUUCAAUUAGGAAUUUAAUAUUCGUAUGGUGCUACGAGCAACUGGAUCUCAAAUGUCUGCCUCUUGUGACUGGCAAAACGGAAAUUGAAAUUCGCACGUGUUCGAUGGUAACGCACCCCUUCUGUGCCAAUUCGACAGCUGCCCUUUCACCAAUUACGAUGGCCAAGAAA
Molecule: messenger RNA, 2180 nt
Organism: Ceratina calcarata
Lineage: Eukaryota; Metazoa; Arthropoda; Insecta; Hymenoptera; Apidae
Product: L-lactate dehydrogenase
Exons: 7
Coding region: 282-1388 (368 amino acids)
Biological process (GO): pyruvate metabolic process; lactate metabolic process
Molecular function (GO): L-lactate dehydrogenase (NAD+) activity
Source: RefSeq, a predicted model, not a curated record